AUGAACACCACCCCAGCAGCAAACCGAGACUCGAAUGUUGCCAGUGACUCGGGGAACCGUGCGUCUGACAGUGCGAUGAAGGCGAAGAAUGGCCGGUCAGCAAAGAAAAAUAGAGAUAAUCACAAGAAUUCGCCGGCUCCAGCUCGAACUGCGAGCCUUGGUCAUGGUCACCGUCAUACCUCCUCGCAGUCUUCUAUCAAGGAUAGCCCUCUAUAUGCCGGACCAACCUUCCAUGCCUCUCCUGCGCCAUCGGCGCUCCCAAUACCAUCGUUUUUUUCAAAGUCAGUGCCGGAAACUGACGGUCGAACUUCUGAUGAGCUCCAGGAUGAGUCACCAGACACCGACCCGGGAGACAGUACGCCUACAAAGACGAAUAAUGCCCCCCAGCAACCCCAACAGGAAGCUGGUACAGCUUCCCCUCUCGAUUUUCUUUUCAAGGCCGCACGCCAAGCAAGAGCCGCCAACCCUGUGAGCGAGCUUGAGGAUUCUGGCCCUUUCAAUGGAUCUACACCUCCGAGAAGCGAGGUACGCCCACAGCAAGGCGAAAGACAGAUCAGUGGUGGUAUGUUUCCUUUAGAAUUAGAAGGCUCAGAUACCCGAAUGUCGCCGAUUGGCCCCUCAUUUGCAACCUCUUUCAAAGAUCGGAUGAAUGCCUUGCGUGCAACUAGCCCAGGGAAACAAGGAGGUCUUCCUGGCACAACACGAGAAAACAACACUACUGAUACCAACAAACUCAAAAGCGAAGCUCUCAAAAAUUUACUUCUUAACCCUCCACCGCAGCGCGCAGCCUCAGCAUCCCCGAGGCUCACGGACCCCUCAAACGGCCCCAGCAACAAUGGCAGUAAUAAUAAUAAUAACAAUUUCAGAAUGUCUGGGGACUACUCUAUGUACCAACAACCCACUCGUUAUGCUUCUGGCCCCGCUUCACCAGUACCUUUUGCCCAUUCCGGUAAACCUUUAGGAACCCGCAACGAAUUUAGCGGCCCGGAGAGCACGAUUCCACAACAAUAUCUGGCAUCCCUGUGUGCCCAAACCCAUCGUUCACCCGCACCAUCUUCUGGGCUGCGAAGUAUGGUGGCUCCAACCAGCCCGGUUACUCCGCCUCGUCAGCAGUCCUUCUCGAGAUAUGCACAGUUUGGGCUUAGCAGUGCUCCUCCAGCUCAUGCAAGCUACAAUGGGGCAGCUGGAGGUGCCCUUACUUCUCCGACGCCGAACCGAACAAUGCAACCAAACUCUUCCACGCCUCCUGCGAGGAACUGCCCUCCGCCAAAACUGGAUUCUGCGGAAACCAAACGAAUGGAAGAUGACUUACGGCGUAUGUUGAACCUUAAUGUGAGCGAUGGUCAACACCCCGAGAACACAGAGCGGCGUUCCUCCUAG
Trichophyton benhamiae CBS 112371 is the source of this 1380-nucleotide messenger RNA. RefSeq lists its product as uncharacterized. The transcript has a single exon. NCBI's taxonomy places the organism in Eukaryota, Fungi, Ascomycota, Eurotiomycetes, Onygenales, Arthrodermataceae. The record is from RefSeq and is a predicted model, not a curated record. Bases 1 to 1380 code for a protein of 459 amino acids.